GCUGCGUUCUCGUUUGAUUUAUACAUCGGGGUUUGGGAAUCUGAAUCAUCUCCAUCCACCAAAGGUCUCGCUUUCUUUUCUCUAGAAGCUGCUGUUGGGGAACCAAAAAGUUUAUCAGUACGCAAUUCAAGCAGAGAAAACAGUUACAACACAAUCAUCUUAGUUUUAAUGGUCUGCCUCUGUCAUGGAUUCUAGUAUGGAUCUGGAUAGUCCAAAUCCCCGGGGCACGAAACGACCAGCCGAAGACACCGAGGUUUCAUUAAAACCCAAGCGAAUCAAGGCGCUCGAUCCAGAUGUUGUGAACAAAAUCGCAGCCGGAGAGAUUAUUGUGGCGCCUAUGCAUGCUUUGAAAGAGCUUAUUGAGAAUGCUGUUGAUGCUGGCUCUACCUCUGUCGAGAUCUUGGUAAAAGACGGCGGACUUAAACUACUUCAAAUCACCGACAAUGGUCAUGGCAUAGAUCGAGAGGACCUCCCCAUUCUCUGUGAGAGAUUCACAACCUCCAAGUUAAAACAGUUUGAAGACCUUUCAUCCAUUGGUACAUACGGGUUUCGCGGUGAGGCACUGGCCAGUAUAAGCCAUAUUGCCCACCUUACCGUGACCACUAAGACCGCCGGUUCAAGCUGUGCAUGGAGGGCACAUUAUGGCGAUGGACAUCUUGUCCCUGCUAAACCAGGGCAAAGCGAAGCUCCAAAAGCUACAGCUGGACGAGGCGGAACUCAGAUCACCGUCGAGGAUCUGUUCUACAACGUUCCAACAAGACGCCGAGCCUUCCGAUCAGCGAGUGAAGAGUACGCGAAAAUCCUUGAUGUUGUCGGCCGCUACGCAGUCCACUGCGCCGGCGUCGCAUUUUCUUGUCGCAAGCAUGGGGAUUCGGGCGUGAGCAUUUCGACACCAGCUGUUGCAAAUACCACGGACCGGAUCCGCCAAAUUCACGGAAGUGCAGUCGCCAACGAACUUGUCGAAUUCAAGAUUGAGGACAACAACUUGGGAUUCCAGUCGUCGGGCCUUGUCACCAACGCAAAUUACCACGUCAAACGAACUACUAUCCUUCUCUUCAUCAACCACCGGGCCGUCGAAUCUACCGCUGUAAAGCGAGCUGUUGAACAGACCUACGCCAGCUUUUUACCAAAAGGAGGCCAUCCUUUCGUUUACAUUGACCUAGAAAUUGAACCACAGCGAGUGGAUGUCAACGUACAUCCCACAAAGCGGGAGGUGAAUUUCUUAAACGAGGACGAGAUCAUCGAAUCCAUAUGCAAUGAGAUCAGGUCAAAGUUGGCUCAAGUAGACUCAAGCCGUACCUUCUUAACACAGACACUUCUCCCAGGAGUCAGGUCUCUCGAUCCUCCAGGGCAAGACGAUGAGUCUACAGAAGCUGGCACAUCAGUCCCUAAGACACCCUCGACGACAAAAAAGCCAUACGAGCACAAUCUUGUUCGGACAGACUCUAAAGUUCGGAAGAUCACAUCCAUGCUAUCACCAGCAGUCCAUCAAGCCACAGAUGCAGAAAAUGCCUCUCCCAGCGUCCUCGAUGAAGGACUGCAAUACGAAAAGACGGGGCGGGAACCAAUUCGAAUCGCAUUAACAACCGUUAAAACCUUACGGGCCAACGUCCGUAAUACGAUGCACAACAACCUGACCGAAACGAUCGCUUCCCAUACGUAUGUCGGACUAGUCGACGAACGACGCCGCAUGGCCGCUAUACAAUCCGGCGUGAAGCUUUACCUAGUCGACUACGGGAUGUUCUGCAGCGAGUUCUUCUACCAAGUCGGCCUUACGGAUUUCGGCAAUUUCGGCGUCAUCAAGCUAGACCCAGCACCCAAACUCCUUGAUCUACUACGAAUUGCCGCGGACAACGAACGCGAGGAACACGAAUCCGAAGCCGCCCGUCAGAAAAAGAAACCGACUCGAGAACGUGAACAAGAAGCCAAAGAGAUCUUCAUCAACGCCCCGGACAUCGUCGCAAAGACGCUCAUCGAGCGCCGAGAAAUGCUCAACGAGUAUUUCUCCCUCCAGAUCUCAGAACAAGGCGACCUCCUCACAAUCCCUCUUUUACUGAAAGGAUACCUCCCUUCACUGGCCAAACUACCGCGCUUCCUCCUCCGCCUGGGCCCCUACGUCGACUGGUCAAACGAGGGCGAAUGCUUCCGCACAUUCCUCCGUGAACUCGCCGCUUUCUAUACGCCAGAGCAAUUGCCUACUCCUCCGUCCCCGGCGCAGCAGCAGGAGGCUUCAAGAACAGAUAAUACUGAUGAGAACGUGAGACCGCAGAACUCUCACGAGGACGAAGCUAUCACGCAGCGCCGACAGCAAAUCACUCGCAUGCUGGAGCAUGUAGUAUUUCCAGCGCUUCGGGCCCGUCUUGUUGCCACGACACGACUUCUUCGGGGCGUUGUCGAGGUAGCAGAUCUCAAGGGCUUAUAUCGGGUGUUCGAGCGAUGUUAAACAUUCAUUACAGCUUUACUUUAGCAGAUCGAUUCUUUACUUGUAAUAUCGACAUUAUGCAAAGGGUUAUUUAGUGAUGGG
Messenger RNA from Aspergillus steynii IBT 23096, 2524 nucleotides. RefSeq names its product mismatch repair ATPase MLH1. Gene Ontology annotation, biological process: mismatch repair. The transcript has 4 exons. Gene Ontology annotation, cellular component: MutLalpha complex. Gene Ontology annotation, molecular function: mismatched DNA binding; ATP-dependent DNA damage sensor activity; ATP binding. Bases 185 to 2443 code for a protein of 752 amino acids. NCBI's taxonomy places the organism in Eukaryota, Fungi, Ascomycota, Eurotiomycetes, Eurotiales, Aspergillaceae. The record is from RefSeq and is a predicted model, not a curated record.